GUUCAUGUGAAUAAACCAUUCAUGUGGGUCUGUCUCGUUCAUCGGUCCCUCAAACCCCAACCCCAACCCCAACACCAGCAGCGCCACGAUGGAUGCAAACAUACAAAAGGAAAUGAUGAAUAUUAAAGGGGCGAUCAAAGGCCGCACGCAACGUCGUAAGGUCGAUCAAGACAUACACCGUACGGCCGCACACACCAUUCAUUCAUCCUUAUCUGUCAGUCGACAGAUUCAUUUCGCUCAGACAGACCCCCACACUCAUCGCCCGCCACACCGUGUCGAUUGUGAGGGACAUCGCGGCGGAUUACUACGCAGCCAGCGAGCCUCAGAACCAGUGUGCCGCUACCACACUUCGGCAAGAGGAGGUCCCGCCCCCCGGCUCGGCAAGUCCGCCAAAAAAGGGUUCUCACGCACACUCCCCUCCCUCCCUCCCCUACACGCCUGGUUCUAUCGCCCUACGUGGUCACUUGGCUAAGCAGCCGCCUGGCCACCGCCCCCUUGGGCCCCUGCCGGUUGCUGGCCCGAACCCGUCUCGUUAUCGCUGUCGUCGUCUAUGACUAUCGCUCGUGAUGCAUCGUCGGCCGGCGGGGGAGCGGCGGGAGCAGCUGCCGGUGGCUGUGGCUGAGCCGCGGCAGCAGCUGCUGGCUGUGGUGCCUGUGGCUGGCUGGCCGCGUCUGCGUCUUCUGCUUCUAGGUCGAUCAAAGGGAUGGGGCCGCCGACAGCCGGGGCGCUGGGGGGUCCUUGAUUCUGCGCUUGUGCAGCUGCACCACCACCAGUCGCCCUCGCGCCUCCCUGAUGGUUUGCCGAUCCAUGCCCAGCCGCAGCAGCAGCUGCUCCCGCAGCUGGGCAUUGGUCGUCUCCUGCUUGGAAGGAGUUGCGUGGUCGCAUGUGUCCGGUGAUGCGGCACUCGCUGUCGCCCUCCUGCGGAGCCCGGAUGUAGCGAAGCGUGCCGUCGUAGGCGAUCACAUUGCCGCUCACUGACACGCCCCCCACCAAGUCGAUGGCGUCCAGAUGGCCCAGCCGACGGUCGUGCGCAUCGUUGGCACCUACACACAGGCAUGCAUCACAGACAGACACAGGUACAUGGCUGGCUGCCUCUGUCGUCCCUCCCGUCUUGUCCAUGAAUGGGUGUGUGGUCGCUCACCGAGGUCGCAUGAGACCCUCAGGUCGAUCGGGGCAGGCGGCUCCACAGACACCAAACCACCUCCCCGGCCACGUCCCCUUCCUCCCCCCCUGCCCCUGAUUCGGGGGCCUCGAACCACCACUGAUGGCCCCUGCACGCGAUAUGGCGCCGGGGGGGUGGACGAGGGAGACUCCGGCUCUCCCUGGCCGUUCUGCUGCUGCUGCUGCUGCUGUUGCUGCUGCUGUGGCAUCGGGGUUUGGGGUAGCGGCGGUGGGGCUGGCGCGUUCGGCGCAUUGUUGUUGUCGGGCGUCGGAGGUGGCUGUGGAGGCGAGUAGGCCUCGUCUGUGACUGGGGGUGUGUGAGCUGGCGACUCCUGUCGCCCUUGCUGCCCGUCUGUGUCGACCUGCAUCGGUGUUGCCGGCUCAGGUGCCCCUCCAUCUGCACCUUGUCGUGGCUGCAUCUCUGCGUCAUUGCCACGGGGAGGGGAGUUGCCGUCACCUGACCACACACACCACACCACACCACACACCAAGCGUCACUCACAUCAUGACAUGACGUUGGCUGUGAUUCAUGUGUGGGCGUGGCAUGGCAUUCACGUACCUACCGGGUGGAUGUGGCGGCGGGCCAGGGCCCGCAGGAGGCCCGUGCGGCCCCAGAUACCCCGGGUACCCAUAGCCGUAGGGAUAGCCAUAGGGUGGCGGGUAGCCGUAUGGUGGAGGGGCGUGCGGGUAUCCGUAUGGGCUGUUGCCGGGUGGUGGGGGCGGCAUGUAUGGAGGUGGGUGGGGGUAGAGGACAUACGGUGGGGGAGGGUGGGGGAAGGGGUGGGGGUAUGGUGGAGGCCAAGACGGGGGCAUGGCCGCAGCGGCAGCAGCGGCAGCCGGCUCGUCACGCUUUCUCUCCUCCUCCUUCUCGACGUCGCUCAUCUCGUCGCCCCCCUCCGUCUUGCGCCGCUUCUCCCUUUCCUCCCUCUCGUCGUCUUGCUUGGACGGCUGAGACCUCUUCGGUGGUCGGUCGUCAACGUCGACAAGCCCACCUGAGCUGGGGGGAAGAGACGGCAGCCCCGCUGCAGCAGCAGCCGCGGCUGCCGCGGCAGCUUCUGGUUCGGCAACCCCAGCUGCCGGGGCGAACGUGCGAUCGUGGUGCUCGGUGCCGAUGGUGCCGCGACAGUUCUCCUCGCCGCAAUCUGAUGAUGAUGGAUGGACGAGAUGAAGGGAGACACAAGUCAUGUGUGUGUGUGGUUCUGAUUGCGUGUGUUUGGUGCAGUGCAUUGGGUGUGUGCUGUGCUGUGCUGUGCCCUUACAGCAGGGGAUGUCCGAGUACGCCAGGCCAUAAUCUGAUUAUCGCCAUGCACGACGAACAAACACACCAAGCCAUGUGAUGGCGGAGAAGGCUCUCUCUCUCUGUGUGUGUGUGUGUGUGUGUGUGGCGGGUACCUACCGAUCGUGAUAGGGUCUCCGUGUGCGACCUCACGGAUGGUCUGGAGGACGAGCGGCGCGUGGCCCUCGGUGCCGCGCCACAGCACCGACACCUGGCAGUUGGGCCGGCACGAAUGGUUGACGAAACGCGACACGUUGCCGAACCACUGCACACACACACACACACACAGCCACAGUGGCAAGGGACAGAAAGCAAUCACGUGAGCGAGACGAUGGACAAUGGACAAUGCACAAUAGCUGGUCGUCUCCCUGACUAACCUCACCGUGGCAUCGAUGUGUGGGUGGUCAUCGGGAGAGUCCUCCUCUCUCCCACGCCUCAGCGGGCAUCCUUGCUGCUGCUGCUGUGCGUUGUCAUCGUCGUUGCCACCGUUGGCAUGGUCGAUGUCGUCAUCGUCGUCGUCUCUCUCCCAGUACUCCAUGAUGUAGUUGUGCACGUCGCCGUGGCGCUUGGCCACCUCAGACCGCACAUUGUUCUCGAUGAGAUUGAUGCGCUCGCCGGCGUAACACAUCACCACACCGUGGGGCGGGAUGGGCGGCACCGACUGAUGACACACACACACACACAGAGGGAGAGGAGGAGGGGGAGGUGUGCAUGUGACAAGUGUGUGUGUGUGUCGGGAUGUCUGUGUGUGUGUGUGUGUGUGUGUGGUUGGGUGCUUACGAGCGAGUAGCACUCGAAGCCUCGCUCGUCCGUCCACCGCACACCCAUGGGAUACCGCACACCAUCCCUUGGAAACGUCCUAAUCCGCCCACACACAAAACACACACAAACCGCUCACACAGAGUGACCACCAUACCCACACCCACAGAGCGACUCCCCGUCCUGACCGACCUGUUAGUGCAGGUGCUGGCCAGGCAGCCGCACCGCUCCCCGCAGCAGUCGCCAGGGAAGGCGUGCUCGUCACCGUCAUAGCUGCCGAGGCAGUACCGCACCCCGUCCUUCUCCACUGCCCAGCACCGCACCACCUCCUUGUGCUUGAUGCAGCCCGCGAUCAGACGCCACCCGUUGUGCACCCUCAUGUGGAGGUCAGAGGCGUCGUUGGCCAUCCACCCGUCCACCGACGCGUCGAUGUCGCUGCUGGCGCGGUGGUUGGCGAAAGCUGCUGGGGUGGCGAGCAGGGGCGUCUUGCUGCUGUCGAAAUCCCGUGGGCGGCCCUGAGAGAGAGACAGGGAGAGACAGACAGAGAGAGAGAGAGAGAGAGGGCACGUGUGUGUGCCUGUGUUUGGUAGCAGGGUCAGCUUGCCAUGGUUUGGAUGAUGCGGUAGUACUGUGCGAUGACUCUGUUGAUGUCGCCGCCUGGCGUGACGCCUCGCGCGUUGGGCGGCGGGUCGUUCUGGUGGUAGGUGUCCCUGAUGUACUUGAUGCGCAGCUGCAGGAGCGUCCGGGCGGCGUCGCGACCCUCCUCGGGGGCACACCCGCUGCAGAUGCCUCGCAAAUGGUCUGAUCCGAGGGCGACAGAGAGGAGAUGGAUGGAUCGGCGUGUUGGUGUGGUUUGUGUGUGCUGCGCACCGUUGUCGGUCAUGCUCCAGGCCACCAUGUGUUUGACGUAGCAGAAGUUGUAGGGCGAGUGGCGCAUCGACCCACCACUGCCAGCAGCACCAGCCCCCAUGUCAACUGACAACAAGAGCACCGACCGACACAAACAAACAUGCAUUCAGGCGUCUGGCGGCCUUCUCCUGUCGUGUGUGAAUGUGCGGACUGACCAGGGACGGGGAACGGCUCUUUGCCGCCCGACAGGUCUUUGGACGGAUCAAACUCCCCCGCACGGUAAGGCGGGUCCAGCACGAUACUCAACGUCACCCUGCACCACACCACACACCACACACAAACCACGCCACUGACAAUCCCGCCACGCCAUCGCUCUCUCUGCUUGGCGUACGUCCUCGGCUGCAUGUCGCCGUUGCUGCCACCAUUGUCGUUUCUAGCAGCAGCCGCCGCCCGUGGUGAGCUCUUGUUGCGGCCGUUGCCCCGGCGUCCCCUGGGCGGCCUGCCGCGGCCACGAUGGGUGCCGCUGUGGGGAGAGAAGGGGUCCGUGUGACGCGAGGGGGCGACGAAACGGAAGAACGGCAUCGACAGGAAGUUGCGGGGAAUCGACAGCAGCUGAGGGAGGGAGAAUGGGACAGAGCAAGUAGGUUGUUGAUCAAGGGGGGAUGGUACUGCCUGCCUGCUGGUGUAGCUGUGCACACCACACCCACCCACCCACCCACCUCUGUGCUUCCCGCGUUGUCGAUCCGCAGCUGAAAUGGCAGGAACUCGGGCGUGCCCUCAUCAGACGACCAGGCCACGUUCUCCGCCACACACAACUAAACACAUCCACACACACACACACACACAGAGAGAGAGAGAGAGAUCCCCCCGCACCUUCACACACCCCUCGCCCCCAUCCCCCGUCCGUCCACACCUUAUCGAGGUUCUCCAUCACGUCAGCGAACGUGUCGAGUGGGUCGACCUCCAGCGACAGCCUGCGCGCGUAGCUGCCGGACCAUGACGACUCGGUCUCGUCAAACUCGCCUUGGCUGCGACUGCGACUGCCGCCGGGGCCGCCGCUGCUGUUUUGCCGCUCGAGUGUGAGGGUAAGUGCGCCGGGGAGGUCCAGCGGGAUCUCUCGCGUCAUCUUGUUGGGCGAAGGUGGGCCGGGGCCAUUGGUGGGGACCCGGGCCUUGCGCAAGUGCUUCAAAUACCUGACGGACAGACACAGAGAGGCGUCACGUCACACACACAGCACAGCCCAGCGGUCUCUCGUGAACAUGGGUCGUGUGUUGUGGUGUGGUGUGUUGUGUUGCCUUAUCGAAUCGACAGGCAAGGCAUACCAUACCAGUCUGGAAUGUUGCUCUCCUCUAUGUAAGAGAGGAAGCUCUCGUCCGGCGGCUCGGCCUCCUCGUUCUCGGGGAUGCGGUAGCCGCCGUUGCUGUAGGGCUCCGACGGCGGCUCGUCCGAGAAGCGCAGGACGAAGUGCCAACACACCUUGCCGUGGCGGCAAGAGUAGUCGCGCCAGGCGUGCUCCACGAAGUACAAGCCGUCAUACCGAAACCCAUACGACGAACGAUACCUAACACACAUCACAAACACACACACAGACAUCGAAUGCACCGCACCCCUCCGUGUGGUGUGUUGUGGUGUGGUGUGACUCACUUGGAGUGCAGCGAGUGCUUUCGUAUGACGCGGACGGGCUCGUGCUGCUCGUACAUGGUCUGCAGGCCCUGCUCGGCGUCGGCGACGCCGUUGUCGGAGGGGCCGGGGACACACAAGAAGCGGACGCCCCGGUCCACACAAUCGUUGGACACAACGAUGGCCACGGCAUACUUGCCUGAAUGAACCACACACACGCAGGCAGGCAGACAGGCAAACAGAGAGGCAGGGAGGGUGUCCAUGUGGGUGAGUGUGUUGAGAGGAUGACGUAUUCACCUUCAUCGCCCCCCAGAUAGACGCCAUCUCGGUGUAUGGUCUCCCAGUAGACCCGCCCCGACGCCUCGUCGACCUCAUCCAACACACCGCCAAGCAUGCGAAACGCACUCAACUCACCUGCACAACCACAACAUCCAACACACGACACAUGGCGGACGCAUAUACUGUGUUGUGCGCCGCGCCGCGCCGCUUUCCAUGUCUGUCUGUCUCUGUCUGUGUGUGGUGGUCGGGUCGGGUCGCCUACCGACCUACCGUCGCGCAGAAAGUGGAAUCCCGGUGUGAUGGACUUGAGUGUGGGCGUGCCGAGCAUGUCGUCGGCCGUCUGCCACAGCUCAUACCCCGCGUUGUGCAUCACCAGGGCACAGUCCUCGUCAGAGUCACGCUUCAGGCUGCCGCUACUCAACACCUUGACCGUCUCCAACCUUACAAACACACACACACACACACACGCCAUUGCACUGCUCGUGUCGUGUGUGGUUCUUCUCCCUCUCCCCCUCUCCUCUCCUCUCCUCUGUUCUGCAUGUCAUGUGUGGUGUGAACUCACCAGACUCGUCCGACGACCUGCAGCAGGUGUCCCGGCUUGCCCUGCCUCCCCGCCAGCCGCCGCACCUGGCGGAACACCGCCAGUGAGCAGGAGUGGGGCAGAUCCUUGAUACGCUGACGGGCCUCCCGCUCCUUCCUCUCAGCACGCGAUGAUGCCGCCGCCACGUCGCCACGCUGGGCACGAAACGACGCCAGCUGCCGGGCAGUCGGCCCUCCACGGGCCGUACCGCGACUGUCACUCCAAGGUGUUGGUGCUCUUGGGUUGGAGCUGGCUGACGCCCUCCCUCUUGUCCGGCCUCUCGGCGCUCGGUGCUCCCUGCUUCCGCUGGUGCUGCACUGGGAGGGGGCAUCGGAUGAGGAAUUGCUCCUCUGCUGGUCGGGUGGAUCCAUGUUCAUGGAGCCAGACGGCAGAUGCGGGGGAUUGUGACCCUCCUGGGAACCCAUGGCGCCUGUCUGCGGCUGGAGAAUGGGGGAUUUGGGUCGCUCCACUUUUUUUUUGAGCUCGCAGACGAUCAU
Molecule: messenger RNA, 7021 nt
Organism: Vitrella brassicaformis
Lineage: Eukaryota; Vitrellaceae
Source: the annotation of a GenBank genome assembly